AUGCCCAAGAUUCGCAACUCCGUAUCGCGAACAACACGCUUCCGGCGAUAUCCAUAUUCACAUCUUCCGGAACGAGCACCUCUCCCUGAUCUGGUAGCUUUGCAUGAAAAUGGAACUUUGUUUUCGGAUCCGAGGGCGAUGACCGAGAGCGCUAUAGAGGAGGAAAUUGCUGGAACUCUGAAACUUAAGUCAAGGAGCGAGUUUAAAGCACAACUUCAUCCUCACCCUCGACCCUCUAAUCUAGAGUCCCAAACCGAAGAAGAUGAACUCCCCAGCUCAGAAAUUGGACACAAUACAUCCUCGCAUCUCCCAGCAGACGAACACCUUACCUAUCCACUUACUCCCUCAAACCCCCACCCCAACAUCCAAGAUAAUCACUUUCUCUCUUCCAAUCCCUCCACCCAAGCAAAAUCAAACUCGAUAUCUCCCUACUCCCUCCACCAACGACGUCGCGGACUCCCCAAUCUCCGCGUCAUCACAUCGUCUACUCAUCUAGCCGAGUUGAGAAAUAGAAAUCUCAGUAACCCAUCGGCGAAAAUCUCUCUUCUUGGGUUAAAGCAGAGAGAACUGGAGACCCAAGCAUCACAGACACAGCAAAAUCUUCGCUUCCAAAAUCCCAUCUCUGAAUCCCAAAUGCACAGAAAUAAUGGGAAGGAUCAAGAGAGGAAAUAUCACACUCGCAAAACCCGCAAUCACUAUGUCCCCACUCCUCCCAGGAAACCAGGAAAAAUACGCUCGCGCACAAAUGUACCUCCUCAUCCUCGCACGCGCUUCUCGUUCACAUCCGAAUCUCCAGAUCCAUCGCAAUAUAUGUGCAACCCAGGAAUCAUUUCCUCAAACCGCAUAGCUCCAUCUACCCUCUCAUCCUCCCUCCCACCCCCACAACUCCUCCCACCUCCCCUCUCCAACCCCCUCACGCCCACGCAAUACAUUUCCGCCAUCCUCUCUCUACGCGCCUCGACCCGCAACCCGGACCAUUUCCCCUUACCACCUGGUAUCCAACUCCUUCAAAAUUUUCCGCAGGAAAAUAAGAAGAAGACGACGAAGAUGAAGAGGAUAGGGGAAAAAGAAAUUAACUUCCUCGCGUUGCAAAUGGAGCAGGUGGAAGAUGCGAUACGGCUUGAGGGGGCGCCAGAGGAGGCGAGAGAGGUUUACUAUGCGCAGUUUGCGAGGGGGGAGUAUUGA
Molecule: messenger RNA, 1185 nt
Organism: Botrytis fragariae
Lineage: Eukaryota; Fungi; Ascomycota; Leotiomycetes; Helotiales; Sclerotiniaceae
Exons: 2
Coding region: 1-1185 (394 amino acids)
Source: RefSeq, a predicted model, not a curated record